UAAUGGCCUAUUUUGGCCGACACGUAUUAAGAUCUUAUGUAUAUACUAAAAGUAUCUGAAAUAAAAUUAACUAAUGCUGUGUACUGUCAUAGUUUACCCCAAAGUAUUGUUAAAAUAUUCUGGACGCCCCUAUUUAUCGAAUGGUACACUCCGUUGCUAAGCUAUCUUGUGUAGACAUUCUCCACUGUGAUGGAGUUGCUCGGCCUGAAAAUUAAGAGUAUAUAACGUUGUCCAGUUCAAAACGUUAAUUGUGUGCAAAAUUUACAAUGGCCGGUAUAAGGAGAGUUAACGGAAAAUUGUCGGGAAUCAACGCAGCUAUCAGCUGCUGUCGCCUGCGUCAGGUUCAGUCUCUGCUCUGUGAAGCUGGCACUGCCACUCCUGAUGGCAUCCUGUGCUCUCUUGGAAUUGACAGUCGAUAUAAUGAAGGUUGCACUGAACUGGCUAAAUACCUGUUCUAUGGACUAUAUAGUCAGCUGAAUGUGGAACAUGUGCUUGAUGAAUUUCCUGAAGAAAUGUUGGAUGAUGUGAUCCUGCUGAUUAAGGCAGAGUGUGUUCAUCUGUACUGCAACCCACUGAACUAUAGUUACCUGUUGCCCUACGUGUCUCACUGGAGGAACCUGCAUCUCUACUGCAUGACAGAGGCAGAGUAUGAAGAUGAGGAAGCAGCAGAGGAAUUCAAAAUCUCCAGUUUUGUCACAAUGGUGCAGGAUUGCUAUCGUAUUGGAGUACCUUACAGCUCCCAGGGACACAUCCAGAAGUUUGAUAUGUUUAUGGUGGAAAAGUGGCCACUAAUUCAGGCAUUUGCCUUGGAAGGCAUUGGUGGAGGAAGCUUUUUUACCAUCAAAUACAAGCUUAUGGAUAUGAGUGAGAAGCUUUGGCAGGUGUACAACAGACUUGACCCAGUGUCUCUGGACCAACUCCUUGCCGAGGACUUGGUUAACUUUGAGAAGCAGUGGACUUGCUUUUUCUCCAGCAUGGACCUGGAGAACCAUCUGUCCAUCUUGGAGCUGUCUGAAGCACAGGCAGGAGAGGCAUUCCGUACAUAUUACUCUCAUGGACUGAUCUCGAGCAACAUCACAGAUAAAAGUAAAAGUCAGCAGCCCUUUGUGUUGUUUGGGAAGCAUUCCUCCUCAGAGGAUCUGGAAAGCUAUUUGUUCAACUUUCCCUCAGAGAGCCAUCAGGUCCGCAACACAGGGCCUCGGGGUUCCAUAGCCAGACACAUGAUUCUGCAGUGUGUGGCUCCCAAAGGACCUCUAGCCUGCUCCCGAACAUAUUUCCUUGGGACCACCCACACCCCAUAUCUCGGAAAUCAAAGCUCAGAGCAAAAGAAAACAGAAGUCUUACUUUUGUCACAGAUUUAUUCAGCUGCUGUCCAAGCAGUUCUUUCAGGAAUCAAAUGCUACUCCUGUACCUCCAGUGCUACCAAGGCUAAGGAUGUAGCUGAGAACACCUUUCUAGUGGCUUUGGACUCGGUGAAUUUAAGUCAGUACCACAGCUGCCUCAGGUCCAAAUGUGAAUUCAGCAUUCAAGCAGUGAAUAACCAAGGGAGGAUCAUUUCUCUCACUGAUGAAGGAAGUCGUUAUGUAGUAAAAACAGCCUCCAUGACUGUCCAUGACAUCCCAGACCUGCAGCACAAUGGAGGGGACCUGGGCUCUGUGGUCUUCUCUGAAUCUUUCUUGGAGUCCAGCAUCAACAUUCAACAGAAAGAUGGCACUGUGUCUUCAGACAGCUGCUACACCAUCCUGACUACAACUGUGCCUCGCUAUGCUUGCUGGCUGCUGGAUUCUGAUGUGAAGUGGUCUGAGCAAGCCCAACAUCUUACGAAGAAAGAGGAAGUCACUUGUUUGGGAGCUGCUCUGACUGUAGCUGAUGUUGCGUAUGUGUUCUCCAGCAGCCAGCUCUCAACACCUGAAGAAGGGAAAAUCAUUUUCUUCUCCGAGGGACUCCUGUUUAUCCAUUCUCAAUAUGGGAGCAUUACUCUGUCCAAGGAGCACAUCAACACCAUCAGGUUCUAUGAUCAGGACUCUGGCGCUGUGGCAUCUCUUUUUGUGGAGUAUGAGAGCAGCCUGCUUCCACACCUCCCAUUCCCUCUGCACAGCUCUGACCAGUGUCUGGUUUUUGCACUUCUGCCCAGGUCUAAGAUCCACAUGGCCUUUUAUUCCAAGGUUUUGUCGGUGUGGGAAAAGUCAGAAUCUGGACUGACUCUGCAAUUGCUGAACCAAGAGCAACUGACGUGGAACCAGAAACACAUGUAUACCAGACUACAGAAGCUGCACGACAGUCAGGAACCACCAGUGGCCAAACGCAGAGGCAGCCUGAGGACUUCGUACUCACAGCUGCCUGAGGACAUGGACAUGUUUCUUCAGCACUUUGCCUUGAGCAGUAUUGGUCAGGAGCCCAUUCUCUAUGACCACCUGGGGGUGCUCUUCCCCUCUGCAGAGCUUAAGAACCCAGGCAAUGACCAAGGAGACAAGGUUGUCAUUACCAUCAUCACUGGACUGCCAGGAAGUCAUAAGAAGAGACUGUGCAACUUCCUGGUCCAGCUGAACAAGGAACGUGGCAGAUGGGUUGUGUACGAACCUAGUCCUGAUAGCUGCAACAGCUUCUCAGCCUCUCAUCUUCAGCGAUAUUUGUCCAGCUUUCUGAAGAGCCAGAGAGGGCCAGGAGGCAAACCCCGCUUGGUGGUGCUCACACCUGGAUACACAGAUGUUCUGGAUGUUGUCCAGGCUGUGCUUUUCCAUCCUGAGCCAGUUGUCCAAGCAUGCUUCACCAUUGGCGCUGUCACGGCCUGCGUGGACCCCCACACCUCCUGUAUGGAGCACAGGUUUGCUUUUCCUAAGCUGUUGGAGCAGUGCAGCCAAGGUAUUGUGAGUACAGUGGUGUUCACCGGGUUGACAGCAGAGCAGAAGCACCCUCUCAUGCAGCAUGUUCAGCAGUUGGUACGCUCUGCCAACCCCACUGCAGCCUUCAUACAGGCAGAGAGAGGAGCUGUCACCAGGAAUGAAGAUGUGAACCUCAUACUGUCUGAGAGCAGCUUCAAUGAGCCACAGAUGCUGAGAGCACGUUAUGUCCUCUACCCUGGAUGGUGCAAAGGGCGCUUCUUCACUGGUUCUGGGUGUCUGGUCCUCGCCCAGCAGCGUGUGGCCUUCAGCCGGCCCCUAGAGAGGCCUCUAUUUACCACCCGCUGUAAAGCAUUCAAGUCAUCACUAAGACCAAGCCCCUUCCAGGGAAACGUCUACAACAUUUGGGGAAAAGUCAGAUUUUCUGACUCAGACCAGCUGAUGGAGGUGAGCUACAACACAGUGAGCGGGAGCCUGAGCAUUGUCCCAGACCAGAGCACUGACCCCACGACGCCAGGCCCCACCAGCACUUCCUGCUUCCUGAUCUUUGAUGGUGUUGGCCUCACUGAGGAUGGAUUGAAGGAUUGGCUCAGACUAUGCGCCAAAGAGAGGCAGAAAAAGAAGCCGAAGAAGACUAAAAAUAUGCUUUCGUCACAAGAAAUCAAAAGCAUACAUAUGAGCAGGCACUUGGACCCUCUACCACCAGGCUAUUUCUACAAUGGUUAUCUGUAUGUGGACAUCUUUGGUGAAAAAAGGAAUUUCCAUCCCAAAAUGGAAGAGUUUAUUACAGAGUACAUUGCAGAGGCCAACAAAGAGAUCGAGCUCUUCAAUCGUCAGCUGGAGCUGCAGGAGCAGCCCGACCUGUUUGAUCCAUGAUAGUAUCUGUGUGUUUGUCCACUGCCCCCACCUGUUUUAUUUAACUCUAAGGGAACCACUGAGGGAGGGCACAGGGGUUAUGUACUAAACACUCCACUGGAAUGGUCAGUGUGUGUUCACACCACAUGCAUGUGAAAAACUGCUGCUAGCAGUCCAUUCAUUAUCUUUGUACUGUGACACUUUGUUUCCUAAUCUGGGGGAAUGAGUAGAGAUGGGCCUUCGAACUGUGGCAUCACCCGUCAAAAGCCACUUAUGAAUGGCAUGGCUUAUUUAUACUGCAACAUCACUGUGCUCGGAACAGUUGCACUUUGGUGAGUUGAUAUCCUACUGUAUUUAGCAAAAGAAAGUGGCAAGUUGACGUGGUCAUUUGUGUUCAUUCAGACACAUUUGCCAAGAGAUGAGUUGCUCACGACUGCAGACAAAUCUGAAACAUGAUGCAACACAAGACUCCACCUUUAUGCCAGUGUGAUUAUCCCACUGAGCCUACAAGCUAUGACACUUUGACAGUUGAAGGAAAUUUCCAACUGCACUCUGCUACAGCUUGUGCAUUUCUGUUUAUCACAGUUGGCCAAUUAAUGCCUCUAUUUCUGGGCAGGCAUGGAUAGCUGUGUGAUUCUAGUGGGCUCCCUGGAGGGGUUUCUCAAGAAUCGCUCCUCCUCUGUUGUCACCCAAUCCACGGCCCACCUGUUUGCUUGUGUGCGUGCCACGCUGCAGCAGUGGGAGGGCUCGGUCAUAGACCUGUAAACAUUGGACAGCGUGUUGGCUGGGGACAACUGAUGAACGAUGCCAUUAAUCAUAGUGAUGCACCAUCCCAGUGCUUUAUUUUAAGACUCAAAGUGAAUCUAAUGAACAUGCAAUAAAGUAGACUUCAGUCCCUGCAGCAGAGUGCUGGGACUGAGUUAUAAAACAGCUGUGGCUGUCCAGAAGCACAGUGAAUCUCUGAGGUUGCAUGUUGACCACACUUAUUAUAAUGCUGCUAGUUAACACAGUGAGAAA
This is a messenger RNA of Monopterus albus (swamp eel), 4712 nucleotides long. It is a transcript of the gene dnaaf9, whose product is annotated as dynein axonemal assembly factor 9. NCBI's taxonomy places the organism in Eukaryota, Metazoa, Chordata, Actinopteri, Synbranchiformes, Synbranchidae. Bases 267 to 3716 code for a protein of 1149 amino acids. The transcript has 37 exons. The record is from RefSeq and is a predicted model, not a curated record.